Messenger RNA from Nylanderia fulva, 751 nucleotides. RefSeq lists its product as uncharacterized. Lineage: Eukaryota; Metazoa; Arthropoda; Insecta; Hymenoptera; Formicidae. The record is from RefSeq and is a predicted model, not a curated record.
UAUGCCAACUUACCACAAUCGCACGAUCUCCCACGGAUUGCGCCAAUUCCCUUAUAUAUUCCCAAGUUUCCCCACUCAUGUUUUCAUCUGUCUGGGUCCAUGGAGAAGGUGCGCGAGGCGUAUUUAUCGUAGUAUCGUAACGAGUACCGAGGUGUUCAAAUACUCGCGCAGAGAAAUCUCGAAGAAUUUCCUGAAAUUUAAAAAAAAUUAGUGAAUUAAUUAUGAGGACUCUCUGGACCGUCGUCCUUCUUUCUCUCGUCGUCGCGAUAAACGCCAAGUCUAUGAUUUAUAAGAAAAACGGGGACAACAUCUUUGAACCAGUAAUGAUACCUGUAUCAUCCACGGUGAUUCCAUUACCCGUGUACAGGGUAGAAUAUGGCUUAGGUUUCAUAUCAAAAGAUAAAAAGGCCCAAUCGUCCUUCAAACCGGAAGACAACAUAAAACUGAUAACCAUCAAGAAAACUCAGGAGAAAAAGACGAAAAUUUAGUACUAAACUACAUUCUACAUCAAGUAUUUAUGAAGAUAAAUAUUGCAUUUAAGUCAUUAAAUUGAAUACUUUAUGCACUAUUCAAAAUACAUCGCAUAAAAUGAGUUCUUAUAGUAAGAUUUUCAUUAUUUUUUUUUAAAUUCAUGAUAAACUUAUAUUCAGCAACCCAGUAAACAAAUCUGAAGGCAGAUCAAAACAUUUGAAUAAUGAAAGUAAAAUACAAAAAUACACGUUUCAUUGUAUAAUAUAUAGUUAAGAGAAAA